AUGACAUCAUCAAUGUCAUCAGUUGUUCACUAUCAUUUAUUAACUAAUGAUAUUGACAACAAGGAAAUUCUUGAACACAAAGAUGAAAUAGAAAAUAAUAAAUAUACAUUACUUUCAUCAUCAGCUCCAACAAUUAUUAUUACUAAUGAUUUCAAUAAUAAAACAAACAGUGUACUGCAGCUAAAUGCUAGUCCAUUUUUAUCCACAGCUGCUGCUCCAGCAGUACAUAAAGAUAAUUGGCAACAGAGACGUUAUAAUUUUCUUAGUAAAUAUAGUAUGUUUGGUGGAGAAUUAAAAGACGAAGUUGCCGAUCAAAUUGGUGUUAAUGAACAGGGUACUGAUGUUGAGCAAAGACCGAUUAUUCCAACAACACAAGUUAUUACGUUUGAUAGUAUGGAUUCUGAAGGUUCAAGUGCGAAACGUGAAUCAGUAUUGGGUAUGACUGUUAGUGGUGUUCAUAAUUUAUUUACUGUAAGUUUAAUAACAACCGAACCGAUUUGCAUUGAUAAACAUGAUCAUACAGAUGCAUAUCCUUGUACUCAAUAUAUACCAAUAGAUAAUGAUCAUGUUCCAACUCCAGUUAUUGUUACAUCCCGAACUAAUACUUCUACUAAUCAACAAAUAUUACAAAAUAUUGUUAAAAAACGUCCAUUUAAUGUUAUUUUUUCUCGUUUUUCACGUUCAAAUAGUCAAUCAAUAAAACAAAAACAAAAAAAAUUAGUAGAUAUUCAUGAAUCUUAUCGUUCACAUCGUCCUUAUUUUACAUAUUAG
Messenger RNA from Rotaria sordida, 771 nucleotides. The record is from the annotation of a GenBank genome assembly. NCBI's taxonomy places the organism in Eukaryota, Metazoa, Rotifera, Eurotatoria, Philodinida, Philodinidae.